Actinia tenebrosa (Australian red waratah sea anemone) is the source of this 2195-nucleotide messenger RNA. RefSeq lists its product as uncharacterized. Gene Ontology annotation, molecular function: transmembrane transporter activity. The record is from RefSeq and is a predicted model, not a curated record. Gene Ontology annotation, biological process: transmembrane transport. NCBI's taxonomy places the organism in Eukaryota, Metazoa, Cnidaria, Anthozoa, Actiniaria, Actiniidae. Gene Ontology annotation, cellular component: membrane.
AGAAAAAGAACUUGAACUAUGUUAACCAUAAAAAACUGUCAGCUGAAGUACUUUUCGUAUAAAUAGAUAAGCUUAAUUUGGACGAUGACAUCAUUAGCUAUUUCUUUAUAUUUUUCUCGAAUAAAUAUAUUGUUGGUCUACCUGUGUUAUGAUGCGACAAUCCACCACCCUCCCCAUCCAUAAGACAAAAUAUCUAAUUAGCAUAAGUGUAUCAACAACUUGGAAACGAGGAUGUGAUAUCAGAAGUUCGGAAACGAAGAUGACCUGAUGUUGAAUUCUUCGCGCAAAAUACAACAAUAUUUGAUCAAAAUGACGAGGGAUAUUACUUAGGAAUGAAAAGAACUUCACUAUAAGUAAUCGCGCCGUGAAUCUCCGUUACGAUAAUCAUGGAAUCAAGUGAAGGAAACGAGAUGAAGAUGCGGAGAAUUCAUUCAGAAAAAGAACCUAGCCAGCAAGAAACAGCUGAAGAUAACUUAAACAAAGAGCGGGCUUCAAUUUCAGAGGAUACAGUUUCUCUUUCAAAGUCUAGAGUAUUCUUUCUCAAUAUCUCAUGGUUUGGUCUGAAUGUUAUGUACUUGAUACUGUCUGUGGAAGUUGUGCCAUCACAAGUUCAUGCUCUUGUUGGGUCUGAGAGCAAAGGGCAAGUCUUGGGAGCCAUGGUUGCCGCUGGGGCUGUGGUGACAUUUUUCAUUAGUCCAUUAAUUGGAAUGAAAAGUGAUCGCCUCAUUUCUCCAUAUGGUAAGAGAAGACCACUAAUGGUAGCAGGCACGAUACUCUUAUGUAUUGGCUUGUUUGGAAUGGCAUUCAGUGCUCCUGACAUACGGAGUGAACACUCCAAUGCAACAUGUUCCCUAGACCUUCGUCUUAAGAGGUGUCUACCAUACUACAACAUCUCUGAGCUAACUCAACAAAGCCAUCUAACCAAUCAAUCUGAUGAUAUGGAAACAAGUUUUCUAUUAACACUUCUGAUGCAAAAGGGAGAUUCUAGAGGCAACAUUGGUUUAUACAUUGCAUUUUACUUGUGUGUGAUGGCUUGCUAUGCUAUGAUGAGUGUACCCUACAAUGGACUAAUUGCAGACCAGACUCCUCCUUCACAAAGAGGUUUUAGUUCAGGAGUAAUGGGUGCAAUGACCUUAGUAGGUAAUGUCACUGGGGCAGCUAUUGGACUAUUCUUCCCGAGACUUGGAGUAGUUGGUACAUAUGCUUUGAUAGCUAUACUCUACUUUAUAUGCGUAGUAUUAACAGUGUCGACAUGUCCUGAGAAACCAGGGAAAGCUAUAAUACAUCCACCAGUAGAUCUAAAAGUAGUGUUUCUAGCAUAUUGGGAACCCCUGAAAGAGCCGGACUUUAGAUGGGUGUUCCUUACUCGCUUCCUAAUGCAACAAGGAGUUGCCACUGUUACUGGGUUUCUAGAGUUUUGGUUAGGUGAUAUGGUACAACUACCAAACUGUUGGUCACCUGAGAGAGGUGUAGCUAUGUUACUUCUACCAUUGCUAUUUGCAGCUGCUAUUUUCUCUGUUGUUGGAGGCUUUUUGUCUGACAGGCUGGGAAGACGAAAACCUUUAGUAACUGGAUCAUCUGUCUUGAUGAGUAUUUGUGCUGUAAUCCUGGCUUUUCUUCAUGGAAAAUAUGCCUUUUAUGCUGCAGUACCAGUAGCUACGACAUUUGGUAUAGGAUUUGGUGCAUACUGUGCUGUAGAUUUUGCUCUGGUUAUGGAUGUUCUACCAGAUGACAAAGACAAAGCCAAGGACCUUGCUAUAUGGCAUCAGGCUCUUGUUCUGCCACAAGCAAUUGCUACACCAAUAGGAGGGAUAAUCAUAGAUGUGUUUGAGAGAUGGAGAUGUGACAUUGGCCUUGGAUAUAUCAUUCUAUUUCUUGUCACCUCAGUUUACUUUGCUCUGAGUGGAGUUUUUGUUUUGAAAAUCAAAAAAGCCAAGUAGAUCUAGUUACACUUCAUUUUGCAAAUUAUCUAGGAACAUAAUCAUUCACAAAUAAAGGUCCAAACCUUUGAAAAUAAGCCCUAGAAUUGCAUGCUCAAUGUACCUUUGGUGUAAAAAAAAUUUGCUGGGGCAAUUUUCAUAUGGCAUUUUGUGUCUCAAAAUACAAUAUAGUGGGACCUAGUAUAGUGUUGCAAUUGUCUGUGGAAUAAAGGAUAUUUUAGUGUUCUUACACAAGUAAAAAAAAUAAAUCUGGCA